AUGGCGGCUGUUGAGACACCGGUUGUCAUCGGCGUAGGCGACAUCAAGAACCGCUCUACUGCCAUCGCUGACGCGAAGGAACCUGCUACGCUUAUCCUUGAAGCGAUUCAAGCUGCCAUAGAAGAUGCCUCGCCUCCUUCUACAUUGGAGCUUCAAUCGGCAAUUGAUAGUAUUGACGUCGUCAAGACAUGGACGUGGCCGUAUCCUGAUUUACCCAGCCUGUUGGCGGAGAAGUUAGGCGUUGAAGGGGGUGUAAAGUGGAAGAGAUAUUCAGAGCAUGGUGGAGAUAAGCCGGGCAAACUGUUUGACGAGGCGGCGAGGCGGAUUGCAAAGGGAGAAUUAUCGGCUUGCGCAGCUGCCAAAAAGCUUCCACCGCCAGAAUGGACCCCACCUUCUGAAGCUGUUCACUCAGUCUUCACGCCUACGGGCGGGGACCUAGGAACUAAUCUCGGGGCUAUACACCAGAUUGGCACUCCAGUACACGUGUAUCCACUGUAUGAGAAUGCGUUUCGGGCGCAUCAAGGUCAAAGCCUGAAAGAGAACCACGAAGAAAGUGCGAAGCUGUAUGCCGACUUUGCCAAAGUAGCAGAGGGGAACGAUUAUGCUUGGAAUUCCGGAAAAGCUGGUGGAGAAGAGGUCAUUGCAAAGGUGGACAAGAAGAAUCGCAUGGUUUGCUAUCCUUAUCCCCUCCUCAUGAAUGCCUUCAACACAGUCAACCUCGCCUCUGCUCUCAUUCUAACCUCCACCUCCUUCGCUAAAUCCCUCGGCAUCCCACCGUCAAAAUGGAUCUACCCACUCGGCGGCGCAGGAACGAAAGAUUCGGACGAGUUCUGGAAGCGGCCCAACUUCUACAGCUCCCCCAGCAUAUCUCGCUCCAUCGAUGCCUCACUCCAAAGCUCCGGUGUAUCAAAAGAAGACAUCGACCUUUUCGACAUCUACUCCUGCUUUCCAAUUGUUCCCAAGAUCGUUGCUCAGCACCUCGGACUGCCGAUCCUUGGCGGGUCUAAGAAGUUGACCCUACUAGGUGGGCUGACAUCGUUCGGUGGCGCGGGGAAUAAUUACUCGAUGCAUGCGCUCACGGAAAUGACGAGGCAGUUACGAGCCGGGAAGGGGAAGUAUGGCCUGGUACACUGUAAUGGCGGGGUGCUAAGCUAUCAGUAUGUUGUUGUGUUGUCCAAGGAGCCCAGGAGAGAAGGGCAGUAUCCGGAGGAAAACCUGCUCCCAGAGCAGAUCACAGAUGUCCCAGCCCCGGAUCUUGUGUUUGAUGCGGAAGGAGAGGCCAUCGUUGAGACAUACACGGUAGAGUUUAAUCGUGACGGCAGCCCGCUUCGAGGCCACAUUAUCGGCCGGCUGAAGAGUAACAACAAACGCUUCCUUGCGAAUCAUGGUGACGAGAGCACUCUACGAGAAAUGGCGGGUGGUGCAGGCGAGGUAGUAGGAAAGAGCGGAUGGGUUUGGCAAGAUGAGAAAAGUAAGGGAAGGGGAUUGUUCGCUUUUGAUAAGCCUGCAAAACUUUAA
This is a messenger RNA of Cucurbitaria berberidis CBS 394.84, 1518 nucleotides long. RefSeq lists its product as uncharacterized. Lineage: Eukaryota; Fungi; Ascomycota; Dothideomycetes; Pleosporales; Cucurbitariaceae. Gene Ontology annotation, molecular function: acyltransferase activity. The coding region runs from base 1 to 1518 and encodes 505 amino acids. The transcript has 5 exons. The record is from RefSeq and is a predicted model, not a curated record.